AUGUGGUGUGCGGUGUGUACGCAGGCGACGUCGCCGGUGGCGCCGCCGGCCAGCGCGGGCCGGUCGCAGACGAAGAGCGAGCGGCGCAGCGGCAACACGUUGUACCAGGAGCUCGCCUUCCACGACACCGACGCGGGCGUCACAGACGGCGACGACGGCGCCGACAUCACCGGCAGCUGGGUCCACCCCGGAGAGUACGCGUCCUCCGUUAACGAUAACUACUUCGGUAUGGGUAAGGAAGUGGAGAAUCUUAUCUUGGAAAAUAACGAGCUGCUAGCGACAAAGAACGCGCUGAACGUGGUGAAGGACGACCUGAUCGUGAAGGUGGACGAGCUGACGGGCGAGCAGGAGAUCCUGCGCGAGGAGGUGGGCGCGCUGAGCGCGGCGCGCGAGCGGCUGCGCGAGCGCGUGGCGCAGCUGGAGGAGGAGCUGCGCGGGCUGCGCGACGCGCUGGCCACGCAGCCCGCGCAGCCCGACGAGGACGAGGCCGGCGUGCCCAUGGCGCAGCGCCGCAAGUUCACGCGCGUGGAGAUGGCGCGCGUGCUCAUGGAGCGCAACCAGUACAAGGAGCGCUUCAUGGAGCUACAGGACGCCGUGCGCUGGACGGAGAUGAUGCGCGCCAGCCGGCAGGACACCGCUAUGGACAAGAAGGGCAAGCAGAGCAUAUGGAAGUUCUUCAGCAACCUGUUCAGCUCGGAGCGUCCGCAGCGGCCGCUGUCGACGCCGCAGCUGCGCGCUGUAGCGGCGCCGCAGCCCCCGCUGCGCCACUCGCGCACGCAGGUGGACUUCAUCGAGACGCAGCUGUCCGACCACCGCCGCCACGACGCGCGCCACGACCACCGGCACGACCACCGAAACGACCACGCGCCCACGCGCACUGAUCAGUUCCGACAGGUGCGGGCGCACGUGCGCAAGGAGGACGGGCGUACGCAGGCGUACGGGUGGUCGCUGCCGGGGCGCGGCGCGCCGGCCUCGCGCGCGCUGGCGCUGGCGGCGGGCGGCGUGCCGGUGCCGGUGCCCGUGUUCUGCCGCCCCAUCGCCGAGGCCGAGCCGCACAUGUCGCUGCUGUGCGCCGCCGCCGUGCACGCCGCCCCCCUCCCCGCGCACGACGCGCACGACGCGCUCUCGCUCGGUGAGCUCGCCGUCCACAGCCGCUCUUACGAGAUGAGCACGGCGCAGGAAGGGCAGCAGGCGACGGGCGGGCGGCAGGCGGACGCCGCGCCGCCGCCCGCUGAGCACUCCUCCUCGCUCGUGUGGAUCUGUGCCAGCACGCAGAGUAAGGGCAUCGUUAUGAUCAUCGACGCGAACAACCCGGCUGAGGUGCUGGAGUCGUUCCCGGUGAGCGACAAGCACAUCCUGUGCGUGGCGUCCGUGCCGCCCGCGCAGCCGCACGAUCUGCUCGAGCAGGCCGACCCCGACCUCGACCCCGACCCCGCCCACGCCCAAGCCCAAGCCCACGCUGCGCCCGCCGGCAACGACAACGACAACAAGCGACACUCGCAAACUCUGUUCUGCGUGGGCAAGAGUGAGUCCACGGAGAGUCAGAGCAACGGCCCCGUGGCGCCCUCCGACGGCGACGGCGGCGACACGGACGCGAUCGUCGGCACCACGCGAUAUGUACAAGCAACUCUGCUGACGCCGCCCGGCACGCCUGUGCGGGAGGCGCCGCCCGCGGCGGACGCGCGCGUGGCGGAGGCCGAUGGACAGGCGCGCGAGGCGGGCGAGGCGGACUCCGCCCUCGCCGACAGUCCGCCGCUCUCCUCCACGCCCGUCAACGUUCCCGUGGCAGUUGGCAGGAGCUCGCCCGAGCCCGGCGUGGACGCGUUCGCGCAGGAGCAGUCGGAGGCGCGCGGGGGCGUGGGAGAGGGGGAGGGUGUAGGGGAGGCCACCGCCGGGGCCACGAUGUGGCUUGGCACCAAAAGCGGCAACCUGUACGUGCACUCCGCCGUCGCCAACUACAGCAAAUGCUUGGCAAGGGUGAAGCUGAACGACGCGAUCCUGUCGAUCGUGUGGUGCGCGUCGCGCUGCGUGGUGGCGCUGGCGGACGGCAGCAUCGCCGUGUUCGCGCGGCGCGGCGCCGCCUGGGACUUGGCGCACUACUGGCUGGUGGCGCUCGGUGACCCCAAGUGCUCGGUGCGCUGCCUGGCGGCGGUGGGUGACGCCGUGUGGUGCGGCUACCGCAACCGCGUGCUGGUGGUGGCGCCGGGCGCGCGCCGCGUGCUGCACGCGCUCGACGCACACCCGCGCCGCGAGAGCCAGGUGCGCCAGCUGGCCGCGCACCGCGACGGCGUCUGGGUCUCCAUCAAGAUGGACUCCGCGUUGCGCCUCUACCACGCGACCACCUACGUGCACCUCAAGGACGUCGACAUCGAGCCCUACGUCAGCAAGAUGCUCGGCACCGGCAAGCUGGGCUUCUCGCUCGUGCGCAUCACCGCGCUGCUCAUCAGCUCCGGCCGCCUCUGGAUCGGCACCAGCAACGGCGUGGUCAUCUCCGUGCCGCUCUCGGACACCUCCGCCGCCGCCCCCGGCCACAUCCCGCUGUGCUCGAUGGCGCACGCACAGCUCAGCUUCCACGGGCACCGCGAGGCCGUGACGUUCUUCGUAGCGGUGCCGGGCGCCGCGCCGCCGCGCUCGCCCGCGUCGCCGCCCGCCGCGCCCGCCGCCGCCGCCGCCGCCGCCACGCCCGCGCCCUCGCCCGCUGCCUCGCCCGAGCACGCCCUCGCCCCCACCCCGGCGCCCGCCCCCGCCCCAGCGCCCACGCCGCCCAUGCUCGUCAUAUCCGGCGGCGAGGGAUACAUCGACUUCAGAAUAGCGGACUCGGAGAUGGAGGAGAGCGUGGUGGCGGCGGAGGACGGGUCGUCGAGCGGGCACAGCUCGCUGGCCGAGCGCGCCGCGCGCAGCCACCUUAUCGUGUGGCAGGUGGCGCCCGCC
Brenthis ino (lesser marbled fritillary) is the source of this 2931-nucleotide messenger RNA. NCBI's taxonomy places the organism in Eukaryota, Metazoa, Arthropoda, Insecta, Lepidoptera, Nymphalidae. The record is from the annotation of a GenBank genome assembly.